AUGAAAACUAAAGUCAUGAUUCUUGGCAGUAAAAGUAAGUUGAAGAUUCUUGAAAAGUGUGAUCUACCAAUAAUAGUUGAUGGAAAUAUCAUACCACAUUUCAACUCAACGAAACAUCUAGGAAUUCACUUAUCAACCAAUCUUACAUGGGAUGAUCAUGUUGCACAACUUUCACGCAAGGUAUUUGGUGUUCUAAAAAGCUUAAAACAUAAGAGAAACAUCCUCUCAACAAGCACUCGCAAGUUGCUAGUCACUUCCACAAUAUUGCUAAUAAUUGACUACUGUUCUUUUGUUCUACUUGAUUCAUCAAAAAGGCUUGAUAAUAAACUUCAGAGACUGAUUAAUAUUGCCAUAAGAUUCAUCCUAAACCUUAAAUGUGAUGUGCAUAUUACUCCUCAUCGUCAUUCGCUAAAUUGGCUUAACAUCAAAUCAAGACAAUCAUACUUUUUAGCUUGUUUUUUCUAUAAAUUACUUGCUACUGGAGAACCAAAGUUCCUGCGUGCUCUGUUUAGAGAUGAAGAUCCUGAUAUUAGAAGAUCAGAUAGGCUGGCAAGUAAACAAUAA
Molecule: messenger RNA, 564 nt
Organism: Cotesia congregata
Lineage: Eukaryota; Metazoa; Arthropoda; Insecta; Hymenoptera; Braconidae
Source: the annotation of a GenBank genome assembly